ACAAAAACAAUGGCUUCACCAUCACCAUCACUUUACCUCCACCCCACUCUAUCCUUCUUCCUCUUCCUCCUCCUCCUCAUCCUCCAUGUAACACCAUCGCAAACCGCCCACCCGGACCUCGCCCCUUUACUCGCAUUCAAAUCAUCAUCCGACAUUUCUAACAAACUCUCAACUUGGACAACAACAAACCCAUGUCACACAUUCCCUGCUUUCCUCGGAGUCUCAUGUCUUCACAACCGUGUCACCUCACUCGUCCUCGAAAACCUUAACCUUCAGGGCCGGUUCGACUCACUUACCUCACUUGCAAAACUUCGUGUUCUCUCUUUGAAACAUAACCAACUUACCGGUCCCAUUCCUGACCUUUCUAACCUCACAUCUCUUAAACUUGUUUUCUUAUCUCAUAACCAUUUUUACGGAAAUUUUCCUUUAUUGUUACCUUCUUUAUUUCGUCUCGAUUUAUCGUACAACAAUAUUUCAGGACGUAUCCCGGUUACUAUCAACCGUAUGACUAAUUUGUUAACUUUACGUCUAGAGGAAAAUAAGUUUUCAGGUUCUAUUGAUUUUUUGAGUUUGCCGAGUUUAAAAGAUAUCAAUAUUUCUAAAAAUAAUUUAUCUGGGGAAAUCCCGAUAAGUAUCUCAGGUUUUCCCCAAGUAGUGUUUUCAGAUAACCCGUUUUUAUGUGGUAGUCCACUUUUGGAAUGCACGAAACCAAAAAUAGCGUCUUCGCCUACUACACUGCCCUCCAUUGCUGCGGUUCCCAAAACAAAAGGUAACCGCAGCAAAAGGGGCAAAAAAAGGGUUACUACACUAGCCAUUGUGGCGAUUAUAUUUGGAGAUGUUUUUGUAUUAGUAUUGGUAUCAUUUAUCUUGUAUUGUUACUUCGCUAAAGACUCGGAUUCAGAGGACAAGAAUGUGGUGGAAAUGGAGAAGCCGGGGUUAAGAAACUCAAUCGAUAAGGGUAAAAUGGUCUUUUUGGAUGGAGGGAGGAGGUUUGAGCUAGAGGAAUUGUUGAAAGCUUCGGCGGAGAUGUUGGGGAAAGGCGGGUUAGGGACGACAUACAAGGCAAUGUUGGAUGAUGGCAAUAUGGUAGUCGUGAAGCGGUUGAAGGAUGUUGUGAUUACCGGUGGUAAAAGGGAGUUUGAAGAUCGAAUGGAGGUUUUAGGAAGGUUACGACAUCCUAACAUCGUUAGGUUGAAGGCUUAUUAUUUCGCGAAAGAUGAGAAGUUGUUAGUUUAUGAUUACAUGAGUAAUGGCAACUUGUUUGGGCUUCUUCACGGAAAUAGAGGACCAGGAAGAACACCAUUGGACUGGCCAACAAGGCUAAAGAUAGCCGCAGGAGCCUCAAGAGGUCUAGCCUACAUUCACAACUUCUCAACCAAACUCACCCACGGCAACCUCAAAUCCACAAACAUCCUCCUGGACCAAUCCGGCAACGUUUACCUCUCAGAUGUCGGUCUGUCCCCUUUUACUCCUCCAUCAGCCAUCCAACGGUCCACAGGCUACAAUGCACCCGAAUUAUCCCCAUCCAAUAACACCCGUAAUAAAACAACUCAAAAAUCCGAUGUUUACUCUUUUGGAGUCUUAUUGAUGGAGCUUCUUACGGGCAAAUGCCCUGCUUCUAUGAUGAUGGACAAUGGCGGCAUUGUGGACUUGCCACGAUGGGUUCAAUCCGUGGUUAGAGAAGAAUGGACUGCUGAAGUGUUUGAUUUGGAACUCAUGAGUUAUAAAGAUAUAGAAGAAGAGAUGGUCGGGUUGUUACAUAUUGCUAUAUCGUGUACCUCGAGUGCACCUGAGCAACGUCCUGUAAUGAGCCAUGUUGCAAAAAUGAUACACGAGAUUGAGGGAUCAGUUGAUCAGAUGUCACCAGCAAGUCGUGAAAUGCUUAACUCGGUGUCUAACUCGCCUCCAGUCAUCUGAUCGAUCGACUAGUCUUUGUUAUUGAUGAUGACAAAUAUAAUAUAUAGCCAGGAGUUGUUGUUUUUCUUUUUCAUUAUAAUGUGGGAUAAUGUAAGUGUGUAUUUUUGAUUAAAUCAUCAUCUUGUUGAUUUACUACUACUGUAUAUCAUACUUAAUUAAGUUCUCUUAUAUCUUGCAAGGAUUAGUACUA
Molecule: messenger RNA, 2107 nt
Organism: Erigeron canadensis
Lineage: Eukaryota; Viridiplantae; Streptophyta; Magnoliopsida; Asterales; Asteraceae
Product: probable leucine-rich repeat receptor-like protein kinase At1g68400
Exons: 2
Coding region: 10-1917 (635 amino acids)
Biological process (GO): protein phosphorylation
Molecular function (GO): protein kinase activity; ATP binding; protein binding
Source: RefSeq, a predicted model, not a curated record